AUGUCGUUUGCAACUAAUUGUACUGAUUGUCCUUUGAUUUGUUGCAUAGAUCGGUUAUGUGCUCUUGUUACUGUCGUUUGUAUUUUAACCCGCUCCCAUUUAAAAUAUACCGUGCAUGCAUGUUUCAUAUCUGCUGCUCUCAUUAUUAUCUUUCUUACAGUCCAGCGUAACUUACAAUGGACUGCCAGUGAGCCAGUCCUCAGAUUUUGGAGUCAGGAUCUGUCAGAUAUGGAUAACUUCAAGACCUCUGUGCUGCGCCCAUUCAUGGUACAGAGAGUGCCUGGAACUGACGGAAACAGAGCUGUGCAAAAUCACAUCAAAUCAUUUCUGAAAUCCUGGCGAGUCGAGGAAGACACGUUUGUGGACAGCACACCUUAUGGGAAGAAAAAGUUCACCAAUAUCAUUGCCACCUUGGAUCCCUCAAAGCCAAAUAAAAUUGUAUUGGCUUGUCACUACGACUCCAAAAAUUUCUCAAAUUAUUUAUUUAUUGGCGCUACUGACUCAGCCGUUCCGUGUGGGAUUUUGCUGCAGACAAGCAAGCAGUUGCAGUGCUUUCUGGAAAAGAGUCGUCCAAAUGAUUUGACACUACAGCUGAUAUUCUUCGACGGAGAGGAAGCCUUCGUAGAGUGGACAGGAACUGAUUCCCUCUACGGCUCACGCCACCUGGCUGCCCGUUGGUCAUCGGAAAGUGAUCCCGUUUUUAACAAUAUGACCCGACUCGAUGCCAUUCGAGAAUUUAUCCUUCUUGAUUUGAUAGGAACAUCUGAUACAACCAUCCCCCAGCAGUUUAAAAGCACUUCGGAGAUCUAUCAGGUUUUAGUUAACACGGAGCGGCUUCUGAGAACGAAAGGUUACCUAACAGGCAACCAUACAGGCCCUAUCUUCAGUGGUAACGAAAAUUAUGGUGGCAUCGAAGAUGAUCACGUGCCAUUUCUACAGAGAGGUGUGGACAUAGUUCACCUAAUAUCCUCCCCGUAUCCCAGUGUCUGGCACGAUCCAACUGACGACUGGGCUCACUUGGACUUCGACUUGAUCGAUGACUUCUGUCGGAUUUUUCGAGUAUUUAUCGCUACCUUGAUGCAGAUACAGCCAGAUACUACUAGCUGCAGUACAAAGUAA
This is a messenger RNA of Candidula unifasciata, 1119 nucleotides long. The record is from the annotation of a GenBank genome assembly. NCBI's taxonomy places the organism in Eukaryota, Metazoa, Mollusca, Gastropoda, Stylommatophora, Geomitridae.